Messenger RNA from Cornus florida, 714 nucleotides. Its product is annotated as disease resistance protein RPV1-like. The transcript is spliced from 2 exons. The record is from RefSeq and is a predicted model, not a curated record. The coding region runs from base 1 to 714 and encodes 237 amino acids. Gene Ontology annotation, biological process: defense response; signal transduction. Gene Ontology annotation, molecular function: ADP binding. NCBI's taxonomy places the organism in Eukaryota, Viridiplantae, Streptophyta, Magnoliopsida, Cornales, Cornaceae.
AUGGCGUAUGUGGAUAACGUUAGCCAAUUGAGUGCUUUGGCUAUAAAUCGUAAUUGGUUACGUCUUGGAAGUGGAAUCGUAGUAACAACUAGAGAUUUGACUGCAAUAAAGUCACUUCAAGUAGAUGUGGCGAAUAAGCUUGAAAGGUUGAAUAGGGAGGAAUCACUUCAACUCUUCAGUUUCCAUGCCUUUAGAAGAGACUGUCCCCUAGAAGGUUAUGAGAGCCUCUCUGACGUAGUAGUGUGUUAUGCGAAUGGACUUCCUUUACUUUUUACAACUUUAGGUCCUUUAUUGUCGGGUAAAGCGGUACCUAAAUGGCAAGCUCAAUUGGAGAAGUUGAAAAAGAUUCCUGAUCCUAAAGUUCAAGAUAUACUAAGGCAGAGCUUUGACUCACUUGAUGAUACACAGAAGGGUUUAUUCCUGGAUAUCGCAUGUUUUUUUUGCAGUGUUGAUACUCGCAAUAAAUUUACGGGCCACCUCUUGGCUGCUUUGGAUCGGCAUGGUUUUAACACAUUCAGAGAUGACACUAAACUCAGAAGAGGAGAAGAAAUUGGUCCCGGAUUGCUCAAAGCAAUUGAGCAAUCUAGAAUUUCGGUUAUUGUAUUCUCGGAAAAUUAUGCUUCUUCAAAAUGGUGCCUUGAUGAGCUUGUAAAGAUUCUGAAUUGCAAGGAGGAACUCAAUCGGAUUGUUAUUCCAAUCUUCUAUGACAUCUAA